CGAGGCGCUCGCUUCGUCAUGCGUAUAAGCGAGAACAAGAUAGCAGCAUACCAGCUUCGAUCAAUUCAGUUAUUAACCGUCGGUUGUUUCGGAUUGUCAAUAGAGUGAAGAUGUUCAGACAGUUUGCUGAAAUGUUAGGGCAGCUGAGACAGCAGGUGGAAUUCGGAUCGAGGGUGGGACGAUCUAUUACAAGGACAUUUUCCACAAACAACAGACUUCUCGGUCCAGAGAGAUACGUGGAAACUACGCAAAGCGAUGACGGCGUACGAACGAUUACACUCUGUCACUCACAAUCUAGAAAUUCACUUUCGCUGCAUACCAUGAAAAUUCUCAUCGACGAUGUGACCAAAGAACAGGACAGUCUGUCUCUUAGAUCUAUCGUCAUACGCGCUACUCCCGGCAAAGUUUUCUCAGCCGGUCAUAAUCUCAAGGAAUUGACAUCAAACGAUGGUGUGCAACACCACAAGGAGGUCUUUGCUACAGCCGGGAAUCUUAUGAAAGCACUGAUGCAAAGUCCGGUACCCGUGAUAGCAGCAGUAGAUGGAUUAGCCGCCGCAGCCGGCUGUCAAUUGGUCGCUGCAUGUGACAUGGCAGUAUGCACGGAAAAUAGCAGCUUCUCUACACCUGGGGCGAACUUUGGAAUAUUUUGCUCCACCCCCGGAGUAUUCUUGGCCCGAAAUGUUCCGAGGAAAGUUGCGGCACACAUGCUUUUCACCGGGAUACCAAUUUCCGCUCAGGAAGCACUCAGAGCUGGCCUAGUUAGCAAAGUAGUAACCGAUGCCAGUAAACUCGAUGAAGAAAUCACAACGAUUACCAGCGCUAUCAACGCGAAAAGUCGCUCGGUAGUACGUCUAGGGAAAAGAUUUCUUUACGAGCAACUGGAGGUCGACACUUUGACGGCUAGUUCUAUGGCGAGUGAAAUGAUGGUUGGGAAUCUGAGGCUAAAGGACGGACAAGAGGGUGUCCAAGGUUUCCGGGAAAAACGGAAACCAGUUUGGACACAUGACUACGAAACGAAUCACUGAAA
Molecule: messenger RNA, 1027 nt
Organism: Neodiprion fabricii
Lineage: Eukaryota; Metazoa; Arthropoda; Insecta; Hymenoptera; Diprionidae
Product: enoyl-CoA hydratase domain-containing protein 3, mitochondrial
Exons: 5
Coding region: 111-1025 (304 amino acids)
Cellular component (GO): mitochondrion
Molecular function (GO): hydro-lyase activity
Source: RefSeq, a predicted model, not a curated record